UCUCUGCCUUACCUUACGUUACGACUACGCAUGUUACGUCUCGUUCUCUGCCAUAGCCAUAUAUAAUGAAAUGGAAUACCGAGGAAGAGAGAAAAAUUGAUGUGUGCAAAAUUUUAUAAUGAAGCAUAGCAGAAAAAAUAAAUCUACAAGAAAGAAGUGUAAUAAUCGGCCACCCAAAGUGUUUUGUCCUGUGGCUGAGAUGGAGACUCCUUUACAGACAACGCAGAAAUAUAAAAAUGCAGGAAAUGUACAUUUUAAUACAGGAAAAUAUAAUGAAGCAAUUGCUCAAUAUAAUAAAGCAAUCGACAUUUGUCCAAAAGAGAACGUCGACGAUCUUGCGAUACUUUAUCAGAACAGAGCAGCUGCGUAUGAGAAAUUGAAAAGAUAUAAUUUUGUAAAGGCAGAUUGUUCAAAAGCGUUAGAACUAAAUCCAAGAUAUAUCAAAGCUUUGCUACGUCGGGCACGUAUUUUGGUGCAAUUAGGGGACUUGGAAGCCGCUUUGAAGGAUAUCACUACUGUUUGCAUUUACAAAAACUUUUCUGAUGAAACUUUACUUUUAAAGGCAAAAAUGAUCUUGGAUAAACUUGGUGAGUUGAAGAACAUUAAGAAAACAUUUAUGGAACACAUCCCAGAGUGUACAACACACCCAAGGUUUUAUAUGCCAACCACGCAUAUUAUCGAAAUAUAUUAUAUUAAAACUUUUUGUAAAGAUCCAAUACUUUCUAGACUUAAAUAUCCAGAAAACAUUCCAGAAUUUUUCAAGAAACCAUUACAAGCGUUAAAAAAUAAGGAGUACCAAGAUAUAAUACCGCUGUGUACAGAAAUCAUCGAAAGCUCUAACUUUGAUACAUUACCUCCAUCUAAACUAGAAGUACUGUUGUUACGGGCUACAUUUUACUUUUUUUGGAUGAAUUAUAAUGCUGCAAUCAACGAUUUUGAAAUGAUUUUGUCUAGCAAAGAUGCACUUCGUGACAUAAGAGUAAACGCCUUGAUAAAAAGAGCAAAUCUACAUCAAGAAAUCAAGUUGCAACAUUUGGCUUUCAUAGACUUUGAAUUAGCUAUUAUCAUAAAUCCAAGUUGUUGUGAUAUCUAUUAUCAUAGAGGACUGGCAUACUUGCGAAUAGACAGGUUUGACGAAGCUAAGCGCGAUUUUGAUACAGCCAUUGAAUAUAAUCCAAACUUCAGCGCGGCACACAUGCGAAAAUUGCACACAAAUUAUUAUUUUGCAUUGUUGAACAGGGAUAUAUGUUUAGCCGAGAUAACUGUGAGAGCCAUUGAGAAAGCUUUUGAUAAGUAUUCAAAUUCUCCUGAAUGUGUAGGUUGUUAUAUUUUGUAUGCUCAGGUACAAAAAUAUGCUCAACAGUACCAAAAAGCUGAUACUUAUUUUAUUAAAGCAAUAGAGAAAAAUCCAGAUUAUGCAAUUGCUUAUUUAAUAUUGUGGAACUGUAAUCUUGAUGACAUUGAGAAAUAUAUGAACAAAGCAUUAAAAUUGGAAACAUGUUCUGUUGAAGGAAAGACUACGUGCAUUGAAAUAUUAAGAAUUUUCGAAAUAAAACGAGGAAACGUGAAGAAAGCAAUAAAAUUAUCUGAGAAGGCUUUAGCAUUUUGUCGUACAUUCAAAGAAAUGCUAUACAUGUAUAGUGUAGAUAUCAUACAUAUAUAUGGAAAUUUUACAGACCACAUUACAUAUAUCAUACAUUUUCUUCAGUCGUACUCUCGAUUCAUCGAUACACAGAAUGCGGAGGUAACCGACAAACAUAUCUCCAUAGAUAUUGAUGGGCCAUCCAAAUUGCUUUUUCUUGCAGCCGAGUCGGAAGUUAAGACAUCAUUGUGCCUUAUAUGA
This is a messenger RNA of Cyphomyrmex costatus, 1843 nucleotides long. Its product is annotated as mitochondrial import receptor subunit TOM70. Gene Ontology annotation, biological process: protein import into mitochondrial matrix; protein insertion into mitochondrial inner membrane. Gene Ontology annotation, molecular function: protein binding; transmembrane protein transporter activity. NCBI's taxonomy places the organism in Eukaryota, Metazoa, Arthropoda, Insecta, Hymenoptera, Formicidae. The record is from RefSeq and is a predicted model, not a curated record. The transcript has 9 exons. Bases 119 to 1843 code for a protein of 574 amino acids. Gene Ontology annotation, cellular component: mitochondrial outer membrane.